This is a messenger RNA of Phaeodactylum tricornutum CCAP 1055/1, 1401 nucleotides long. RefSeq lists its product with no specific name. The record is from RefSeq and is a predicted model, not a curated record. The transcript has 4 exons. Gene Ontology annotation, molecular function: single-stranded DNA binding; ATP binding; single-stranded DNA helicase activity. NCBI's taxonomy places the organism in Eukaryota, Bacillariophyta, Bacillariophyceae, Surirellales, Neidiaceae. Gene Ontology annotation, biological process: double-strand break repair via homologous recombination. The annotation marks the transcript as partial. Gene Ontology annotation, cellular component: MCM complex; nucleus.
UCACUCGGCACGGUGCAAGCCCAGGACGUUGGGAAGAUUGUCCAAGUUUCGGGGACCGUCGUCCGCGCGAGUCCCGUACAAAUGUACGAAUCGGCGAGGACUUUCCAGUGUCGGGGAUCGCAGGGUUGCCAGCGUAUCGUCCGGGUCCACGCCGAUCUGGAACAACGACACAACGCUUUGGUGACCCCGACACGCUGUCCGCUACUCGGGAACGACAACGGCGUCCGCUGUCGGGGAACCAACCUACAGGUCGUCGACGGCGGCUCCGUUCAUACCGAUUAUCAAGAAGUCAAAAUACAGGAAGCUGCAGCGCGACUCGGGGUCGGUCACAUUCCGCGCAGUUUGUUGAUUAAACUGCAGCACGAUUUGGUCGAUCAGGUCCAGCCGGGUGACGAGGUCAUCGUCGUCGGUAGUCUACUCGCACAGUGGCACCAACCUAACGUACAGCCCGACGUGGAAUGUCACGUCGGAAUCGCCAUGACGGCACAUUCAAUCCGGGUGGUGGCCGAAAAAAACUCGUCGGCGUGGAAGAAUGCAGGAACUGGGGGCGGCCACGGCGUCGGCGAACUGGACAAAUUCCGCAAAGAGUUUGACACCUACUGGAGUGAACCGUCCCACCAGAAACAACCCGUUGCGGCCCGUGACUUUAUUUGCAAGGCCGUUUGUCCGAAACUGUAUGGUCUGCAAGUGAUCAAGUUGGCCCUCCUACUGACCUUGACCGGGGGUGAGCAAGCAGUCCACACGAGACGACGGGAUCAAUCGCAUUUGCUGCUGGUCGGGGAUCCCGGGACGGGCAAAUCUCAGUUCCUCCGCUUUGCCGCUGCCCUGUGUCCCCGGUCGGUGCUAACGACGGGUGUAGGGACCACAUCGGCGGGUCUCACAUGCGCUGCCGUACGCGAAGGGAGUGGGAAGGAAUUCUCCUUGGAAGCGGGAGCUCUGGUCUUGGCCGACAAGGGCGUGUGCUGUAUCGACGAAUUCGGUUGCAUUCAGGAAAAAGAUCGGACCACCAUCCACGAGGCCAUGGAACAGCAAACGCUAUCCGUCGCCAAGGCCGGCAUCGUGUGCAAGCUCAAUUGCCGGGCGACCAUUAUUGCCGUCAUGAAUCCCCGCGACUGCCUAUACGACAACCACGCCAGUCUCUCCUACAACACCGGUCUCGGUACGCCGCUCCUUUCCCGUUUCGACGUUGCGGAUGCGGGCGACGACGCCAAUCUGGAAGAACCUUGGACGAUGGAAAAGUUACGGGCCUAUAUUGCGGUCGUGAAAGAACGUUUCCUGCCGGUUAUUAGCGACGAGGCGGCCACUUUACUGGAACGGCACUACGAAAAGUGUCGGUCAUCGCAAAGUAACACCAUUCCCGUGACGGUUCGUUUUCUCGAGUCUCUCAUUCGUUUGUCGCAA